Messenger RNA from Cydia pomonella (codling moth), 2194 nucleotides. RefSeq names its product proton-coupled amino acid transporter-like protein pathetic. The record is from RefSeq and is a predicted model, not a curated record. Gene Ontology annotation, cellular component: vacuolar membrane. Lineage: Eukaryota; Metazoa; Arthropoda; Insecta; Lepidoptera; Tortricidae. The transcript is spliced from 10 exons. The coding region runs from base 331 to 1752 and encodes 473 amino acids. Gene Ontology annotation, molecular function: amino acid transmembrane transporter activity. Gene Ontology annotation, biological process: amino acid transmembrane transport.
UUCGGUUGUACUCGAAUCCGCACUUCGUUGAUGCGCAAGCGCGUUCUGAUUACAGUGAAAUAGUUCGUUUUCAAAAUACUACCAAGUCUACCUGCAGGUUCUUUGCGUUUGUGCUAACUAUAAUUUGACUGUGUAACGAGUUGUGGAUUUGACCCGUGGUAAAAACCAAGUUGUUUUAUUCAACAUAUACUGUAACUCGUGACAUUGCAACUUUUCUGGUAGUAGAUAAUGAUGUUAUCAACAAACAGCUAGAUUUUACUACAUAAGCCCUUCAAGUGAAAGAAGAUAAAGUAAAUAUUAUUUAAAUAAUUAUAAAAGUUAUUUAACAACAUGGACAAAAAAGUUGAAGAAAACAACUUUAACUCAUCUGCCAAUUUAAAAGACAACCCUGGUUUUGAAUCAUCAUUGAGUAUAGCGACAUGUGAAGAAAAGAAUGAGAAGCCAUACAACCCGUUCGAACACCGUGAACUCGAGCACCCUAAUUCUACAAUCGGCUCAAUACUUCACCUGCUGAAGGCAUGUCUAGGUUCUGGCAUUCUGGCGAUGCCAGCAGCCUUCAAGAACUCUGGCAUCGUAGCUGGAUCUAUUGGGACUUUACUGGCUGGAUAUGUCUGCACUCACACUAUAUCUGUGUUGGUUAAAAUAUCACAAGAAGUAUGCGUGGAUGCCAAGAAGCCAUCUAUGAGCUUUUCUGAGACGUGUGCUGCAGCCUUCGAGUACGGCCCUAAAAAACUGAGGCCCUGGAGCAACUUUUUCAAAGUAUUGGUGGACUUUUCCCUGCUACUCACGUACAUAAGUGUCUUAUGUGUGUACGUUGUAUUCAUUGGUUCAUCUUUUAAAGAGGUAAUAGAUGUGCUAGUACCGGAAUCCCAACUAUCCAUUCAGACGUAUUGCGUACUUACCCUAGUACCACUAGUACUGCUAUGUCAAAUUAGGAACCUUAAGUACUUGGUCCCAGUCUCCGGUCUGGCGAACGCACUCAUCGUCAUCGUGUUUGGCACCACCAUGUACUAUAUUUUCUCUGACUUGCCACCGGUCAGUGAGAGAGAGAUGGUUGCUAAAGUUUCGCAAUGGCCUCUCUUCGUCAGCACCGUUAUAUUCGCUAUGGAGGGGAUUGGAGUCGUCAUGCCUGUAGAGAACGAGAUGAAAAAGCCACAGCAGUUCCUAGGAUGCCCGGGAGUUUUAAAUGUUUCUAUGGUUAUUGUUAUAGUCCUGUACGCUCUUUUUGGUUUCUUUGGAUAUGUGCAGUACGGGGAAGUAGUAAAGGGAAGCAUUACUUUAAAUCUACCAGAAAACGACAAGCUCGCGCAAGCAACAAAGUUGUUAAUGGCUAUCGUAAUUUACUUCUCGUUUCCUUUACAAUUAUACGUGUCCAUGGAAAUCAUAACGAGGAUGACGAAAAACCGCCUGUCAAGUAAAUUUGAGAACGUCUUCCAAAUUACCAUCAGAACUCUUAUCGUAACAUUAACAGUCGGUAUUGCGGCAGCCUUCCCGAACUUGGAGUUGGUGAUCAGCUUCGUAGGCGCCGUCUUCUUGUCUACUCUGGGUCUCCUCUUUCCUGCCAUCAUCGAAAUCGUUUACCGCUGGGACCGAGACACUGGUCGAUUCAACUACAUCAUUUACAAGGACAUCAUUAUAGCAAUCGUGUCCAUCAUAGCCCUUGUGUCUGGAGCAUAUGUAUCUAUCGUUGGGCUGAUUGAAGAAUUUAUCAUAGGACAAAGCCCUGAAGUACAUAAUGAUACCUUGACAUGAUUAUAAAAUGGCUCGAUGAAACUAAAAUAUGUAGCAGUAUGUAGUAUCAAAUUUUGAUAAGAUUUCUCAAUUUUGUGACGGAUCUAAUGUAAAUAGAUAUACGAGUAUGAGAAUUUGUAUGUUACCCAUCUAAAAUAAAAGUGAAUUAGGUGUAAACUUGCCUGCGGUUAAAACAUAAAUGAUUGAUAGUAUUAUGUAAAAUAAUCUAAAGAUGUAACAUAUCUAAAUACCUUAAAAACCUACUAAACUAUUACAAAAAUCUCAACCUAAACAAUCCUACUCUAACUAACAACCACAAGAACUAUUCACAAAAUACGCCCCGCGCCACUCCUGAUGCAAAGAAGCCCAUCACGCUCGCCUCGUUGCCACAUCGAACAAUGAUGGAUAACCAUUGCAUAAGGAACAACCGAAAGCGAUGGUCAUGACCACUCUAAUAAUAAAA